UAGAGAUAAUGUAGAUAAGUACCCUAGACUGGUAUCAAAGAAACGUCUUCAUAAACUAGUUUUUCCGAAUUCCCUACUCAAAAUAGCAUAAAAAAUAAUCCAAUUUCUAAAAUCAUAAUUUUGCAGUUACGGUAUGGCAUUUCAACUCAGUUUAGCACUUGUACGGCUAAGCAGUAUUAACACUGUAACUUGGGCUACAUUAAUUUCACCAAGGCUUCGAGUAAAUCAAUUCAAACAAUCAAUUUUAUGGAUGCAUAACAACUGUAAUACAUAUAUUUAAAAUGCUCAAUAGAAAUUCAAUGUGGAAUUUAUAAAAUAUAACUGAUUUUUACCUUGUCUUUUAUGCAAGUUUCCAUUAUAUCAAUAGGGCCAUUCAAAUUUUCUGCCGAUUCUUGCCUCUCUCUGUCAUGGCUGCCCAUGUUCAAUUCGUAACAGGAAUAGCGGCCACUCAACCACUCUAUAGUUUACUAUAUUUUAGCUCGUUGGGUUGAGUCCAAUAUAAAUGAGAAACGAAGGCCAUUUUCAAAUCAUAAAGGCAAUGAAUAAACAGAAAUGAAUAUUAUUUUGUGAUUUCUUCAUUUUCAUGUUGAAAUAGCCUAUUUUGUGGUGAAUAUUCCCAUAUCCAACAAAAUAUUUGGGCAUUGCCCAUUACACAGGAAUAAUUUUUCAACUUCACCAUGGAUGUCUUCCUUAUGAUCAGGAGGAAAAAGCUUACAAUAUUCACCGAUGCAAAAGACACUACAUCUGUUCUAGAACUAAAGAAGAAAAUUGAAGGUAUCCUGAAAGUGCCUCCUGCCAAUCAGCAAUUGUAUUAUAAUGAAAAAACGGUCAUGGAGGACGACAAAACACUACAAGAUUAUGGCUUGAAUUCGAAUUUGGCCAGAGCUCAGAGUCCGGCGUCAGUAGGCUUAGCUCUUAGGCAAGACAAUGGAGACUUUGAAAUCUUAGAACUAACGCCUUAUUCUUCCCCUCCUGAUUUGCCGUACGUAAUGAAAGCUCCAGAAAGUAAUGGUCAAGAACAAACUUCUUAAAACAAUUGUCCAUACUACAUCAUACCGAUCUAUUACUUUUAGGUUAAUUUGUUUGUAAUUAUUAUUUUUUUUAAUAUUAUAAAAAUCAAUCUUUGUAGCAUCUAAUCCAUAGAUGAAUUGGCUAAAUAAAAAAUUAUCAGUAUUAUAGAUACUUUACUGAUGAUUAUGUAGAGAAAAACUACAAUAGCCCAUUGCAACUUUCAUCCAAUUAUAAUUUGUGAAUCAGCGAUUUCUCAUCAAUUCUGCCAUUGAUAUUAUUAUUAUGGCGUUCUGUGUGGUUGAUGUGUUUAUUUUAUAAGCCUGAAGGCUCCAUCAUGAAUUGUUUUUAAUUAUUAUACGUUUUGUAUUUUACUAAUUUAUAAUUAUUUAUUUCAAAUAAGCAUUUCCGUAUGACUAUAUUUAUUUUUUCUUCCUUAAAUAUCUAUAAUCUCUCACCCAACCAAUGAUGUAUAAUUUGAAAGCUCAACAAUCAGUUUAUCUAAAUAUUAGAUUGCAAAUUUAUCUUGAAAAAAAUGUCACUGAAUUUUUGUUAUAUUUUGUAUAAUUAUAAUAGAAGAUUUUUAUUAAAUUUUCAAUCAACUUCUA
Messenger RNA from Nilaparvata lugens (brown planthopper), 1616 nucleotides. RefSeq names its product elongin-B (gene EloB). Gene Ontology annotation, molecular function: protein binding. Gene Ontology annotation, biological process: transcription elongation by RNA polymerase II. The transcript is spliced from 4 exons. The record is from RefSeq and is a predicted model, not a curated record. Gene Ontology annotation, cellular component: VCB complex; elongin complex. NCBI's taxonomy places the organism in Eukaryota, Metazoa, Arthropoda, Insecta, Hemiptera, Delphacidae. The coding region runs from base 678 to 1031 and encodes 117 amino acids.